GCUCACGGCAACACUGAACACAGCCGAGCGGCCGAGCCGUCAUACUGUAACCGAACGGAGUUUACGCUUGGCUCGGAGUCUGACCGUAUACAAAUGGUCCAGUCAGUUUUUCAUUAGGCUCCAGUCAGGCGUUGGUCGUUGAUUUCUGUCAAAAUGUCAGGCCAAAAGCCCGAGGCGAAUUACACGACGAUGAAAACCGUUCUUUCGGCGGAAGUCAAUACGGCCUUCGACACCGGCGAACUCGACGGAUUGAAAUCCAAGUGGAAUUCUUUCGAAACCAAGGAAGCAGAGAAACGCACAGCACUUGAACAGGCCUUGCGAGACAAGGUUAUUGAGUUACUAUACGAUGAGAACAGAACUGUUGACACUCUCAACAAAUUCAUGGAGUUUCUUCUUCUGCUUUGGAAUAAUGAACUUGUGUUCCCGCUCACACCGGUCUCAAUAAUAGGAGACAUUUUGGAUUCGACGCCAAUACCGUUGAGCGAAGUGUUGUUUGAAUUUGUCGAAAAACGAGUCAGCCUUUGGAAGAGUCAGCCAUUUUUUACACCUUGUAAAAACAAUAUAUUGAGAAUGUGCAAUGACUUGUUGCGAAGACUUUCAAAAGCUCAAAACACUGAUUUCUGUGGUCGGAUUUUACUCUUUCUCGCAAUGUUCUUCCCAUUUUCGGAAAGAUCUGGUCUUAAUAUUGUUAGUGAAUUUAACAUAGACACUUGUAUGAAAUAUGGCAUUGAAGAAGAUGAUCUCAUAGAAGGAGAACCUCUUCAAACUGUAGAUAUUCCGAUUAAACUAGAUACAAAUUUUUAUUCCGAGUUUUGGUCACUUCAGGAAUAUUUUAGAAGCCCAAUGUUAUGCUACCUCAAGAAACAGUGGAAGGAUUUUGUAAAGAAUUCUAAUGCUGUUUUGACUGUUUUCAAAAAUUACAAACUUGAUUGGGACGCUGAGACAAGCAACAUGCGAACAAGUGAAGACAACUUCUUUACAAAAUUUUUGACCAAUCAGAAGCUACUGCUUCUCCAGCUAAAUGACACAAAUUUUAGAAGGACAAUAUACCUUCAGUUUUUAAUACUGUUCCAGUUUCUAUCUCUGCCCAAACCUAAAGAUAGUCAUACGUUAAAAUCAGAUCAACUAGAGUGGGUGAAAACAUCGGCUGAAAGUAUUCACCAGUUGAUAAAGGAAUCGCCGCCAGAUGGUGAAAAAUUCUUACAAGCCGUACAGCUUAUAUUAAAGAGAGAAGAGCACUGGAGCAAUUGGAAAGGUGAAGGUUGCCCCCCUCUUAAAAAAAUAACUCAAAAUUAUGAUAAAAAUGCAGUAAUCAAGUCACCGCCUAAAAAGGAAACUAUGGCAAAUGUAUUGCACCAGACUAACAAUUUUAAUAAAUUAAUUGUCCCAAGGUCUGACAGACUUGAAGUGAUCGAUAUGAGGCAAGAUUAUUUAAAAUAUCUCCCGGGUAGAAAUUGCAGCCCUCAAGUAACUGAUUUCUUAGCAGAGUGUAUACAACAGAGCGAGUCUCCAGAGCCUAUUGAUAUCAAGGACAAGAAAGUUAGUGAUCCCCAGUACGGUUGGAUUGCAUUAAAGCUCCUUUCUCUAAAAUCACCCCAUUUCUUCUCAACAAACACCCAAAACCCAAUACCAAAACUACCUGAGUUUGUAGAUCAUAUAUGUAGAAAAAUUUACAGGGAACAGAAUCCAGGCCUUUUGCUACCUCCUCUGUUGCCAGCCCCUAAAACAAUCUCAAAGGCUGAGGCUAAAAAAGAAGGAGUGAAAGUGUUAAAAGGUGUUAAUUCUAAUGAAAGUAAAGUUCAACAGAUAAAAUUACAAAAAGGCCAGAUCAAAAUUAUAAAGACCCAAAGUGGGAAACUAAUUAAAUUGAAUGCUGUCACAAACACACCAAUUAAAACGAUAAAAUUGGGUGAUAAAACCAGGCAAAUUGCCUCUACUGCAGCCAAAAAUGAAAAAUUAUCCAAAUCCCCGGAGAAAAAUUUAGAAAAGUUAAAAUCAGAAUCAAAUGACAAAACUGAAUCAAAAGAUAAGAUGGACAAAUCUGAAAGGGUGGAAAAAGAAAAAUCUGAAAGACACGAUAAAGUUGAAAAAACUGAUAAAACACUUUCAAAGGUGAAUGAAAAAUCAGACAAAGACAACCACAGUCACGAUAAACAUCCACAAAAACUGACAAGUAGUAAAGUGUCCAAUUCAGACAAGUUAGAGAGGAAUGACAAACAUGAAAAGAAUAUGUCAUCGACAAAAGUGGAUAAAUCGAAGAUAGAAAAAGAAAAAAAAGUUUCAGAAAAGAAAACAGAAAAAUUGGUUGAAAAGACUGAGAAAAACAACAGCAGUAGUAAUAACAAGGAAAAAGAGAGAAAUUCAGAAAAACAAUUCUUUAAAAAGGAGAAAUCACCAGGAAAGAGGAAAAGAUCACAUGACAACGAUUCUGAUGAUAAAGAAAGCUCUCCUGCAAAUACAAAAAAAACAAAAGAUAAAAGAGAUGAGAGGAAAGAUGAAAAAGAAGAUGAUAGCAUUACUUGUCCAGUGUUGACUAAGGAAUUGAUAGCAAGGCUAGCAAAAUCAAUAUCGGGGAGUUGGAAAAAAGUUGCAGAGAAGCUAGGUUAUAAACCCGAUGAGGUCGAAUAUUUUGAGAGCCAGAAAGAUUCGGACUACACUAGGGCUGUCAAUUUACUUCUCGUGUGGUGUAGUACUGAAGAUGACGCAACUCCCGAAAAUCUGAGGCAAUCAUUGAAAAAUCUUGGUCUCUUGGAAGCUGUUAAAAUUUUAUCAGCUUCGUAGUCUAGUUGUGUCCUGUAAAAAUUAAAAAAAAAAUUCCCAUUUGUAAAUAAAAGUUUGAAUAGACACCUAGAAUAUUUUUGUUAUAUUUCUCAAUUUUAACUUGUACAGUAUAAAAUUUAAUAGCUGUCAAAAUGUUUGUAGUACAAAGAUAAAUUACAAGUAAAGAAUUAAUUUUUAAAAUUUUGUUAACAAUUUUGUACGUUUGUGUAUCUAAUUUGGAUUAAUAAUCAAACAAGGGCCUAUAGUAAACUGCCUGUCUAUGUAA
Cimex lectularius (bed bug) is the source of this 3046-nucleotide messenger RNA. It is a transcript of the gene Hpr1, whose product is annotated as THO complex subunit 1. Gene Ontology annotation, biological process: mRNA export from nucleus; regulation of DNA-templated transcription elongation; signal transduction. Lineage: Eukaryota; Metazoa; Arthropoda; Insecta; Hemiptera; Cimicidae. The transcript has 13 exons. The record is from RefSeq and is a predicted model, not a curated record. The coding region runs from base 154 to 2781 and encodes 875 amino acids. Gene Ontology annotation, molecular function: protein binding. Gene Ontology annotation, cellular component: THO complex part of transcription export complex.